CGUCGAUUUACGUGUGAAUCCAUCCGUCGUAGGGUAGUUGGAGGUAUCCAACAAGUCAUCUAUUCCUGACUAGCUCAGAGGAUAGUUUGAGAAAACCUUAGUUCAAGUGCCGGGGUAGAGACCCAUACACCAAUAAUGAUUAAUUGGCUGUCAUGAUUAAAUGUGUCCCUUGGCAUAUAUGUACAGACUGUCUUCUACAACAGUGACUGAUUCGUCUCAUUCAAGGAGUUAGGUAGUUCGCGGGGAAUCCCAUUAUGCUCCCCUCCCGAGGGAGGCAUGCUAAUCAUAACAGCAGAUCAAGACAGCAACAACAUGCAAAGGCCGAAAGAAGGCCUGCGCAACAUCCCUCUUCCCCCGACGCUUGAUUGCUCUGUUGCAUACGUCCCGGGGGAACUUGUUGAACCGGCAUCGGGGCCGGGUACUGCAUCGACUGUGGUGGUGGGCCUUGUGGUGGAUAAGCUGGCCCUUGAGGAUAUCCAUAGGAUGCAGCUGGCUGGGGCGCUUGGGGAGGAGGUCCCGCGUAAAAUUUCGGCGGGGGGCCAGGUGGAGGCUGAUAUUGACGUUCAUUUUCGGCCAUGUUCGCUUAGGUUGUGAAUGAGUGACAAGCUUUUUUAGAGUCCGAGGGGCUUUCAGGCUCCAGACAAUGCGGAUAGCUGCUGAUCUUCACUGGACGGGGGAUGUCGUGCAAGAAAUGAAAAGAAACCAUGCUUCAGGAAUUAUCU
Messenger RNA from Aspergillus welwitschiae, 722 nucleotides. RefSeq lists its product as uncharacterized. The record is from RefSeq and is a predicted model, not a curated record. NCBI's taxonomy places the organism in Eukaryota, Fungi, Ascomycota, Eurotiomycetes, Eurotiales, Aspergillaceae. Bases 277 to 594 code for a protein of 105 amino acids. The transcript has 2 exons.